Oncorhynchus masou masou (cherry salmon) is the source of this 5907-nucleotide messenger RNA. Its product is annotated as E3 ubiquitin-protein ligase TRIM37-like. Bases 452 to 3394 code for a protein of 980 amino acids. The record is from RefSeq and is a predicted model, not a curated record. Gene Ontology annotation, cellular component: peroxisome; aggresome. The transcript has 25 exons. NCBI's taxonomy places the organism in Eukaryota, Metazoa, Chordata, Actinopteri, Salmoniformes, Salmonidae. Gene Ontology annotation, molecular function: ubiquitin protein ligase binding; ubiquitin protein ligase activity; zinc ion binding. Gene Ontology annotation, biological process: protein autoubiquitination; negative regulation of centriole replication.
UCGCGAUAAACAUGGAAAUGGUCUCCAAUGGUGAUAUGUAGCUGCAGCAGAUUAUAGCCUGCAUCAUGGAAGAAAAACAAAUGUAGCCACGGGUUGCAAAAACGAUGCUAGUUUUGCGUGCACGCGUAUCAUUGAAUGAAGCCUGUCUACAGUAUGAAUUUGAUAUUUACAGUGGAGGCAAUUUAGCUGUCUGUCAAUUGGGCUGCUAGCUAGUGAAGGGCCAUGUUAGCUCGAUGCUUAAUGCUAAGUCGUUUAUUGUAUAGUUGAGGUUUGGAAUCAUGCUCAUUGACGCUACCAAUUUCACACAUCCAAAAUAAUAGUGGAACAUCUGCGUGUUAUCAACUUUCGGAAGAAAGUUGAAAUAGCUAGCUAAGCCAGCUAGCAUCUGAGAAGGUAUUGGAUUCAUAUUUCACCCAAUUUCCUCCAUUUGAAGAAAAGCAAACUGGCUGAGAUGGAUGAACAAAGUGUUGAGAGUAUUGCGGAGGUGUUCCGCUGUUUCAUCUGUAUGGAGAAGCUGAGGGAUGCUCGGCUCUGCCCCCACUGCUCCAAACUCUGCUGUUUCAGCUGCAUACGGCGCUGGUUGACUGAGCAGAGAGCCCAAUGCCCACACUGUCGGGCACCACUGCAGCUGCGGGAGUUGGUGAACUGCCGCUGGGCUGAAGAGGUUACCCAGCAGCUGGACACCCUGCAGCUCUGCAAUCUCUCCAAACACGAGGAGAACGACAAGGACAAGUGUGAGAACCACCAUGAGAAACUCAGUGUGUUCUGCUGGACCUGUAAGAAGUGCAUCUGCCACCAAUGUGCUCUGUGGGGAGGCAUGCAUGGCGGCCACACCUUCAAGCCUCUGGCUGAGAUCUACGAGCAGCACGUGUCCAAGGUGAACGAGGAGGUGGCCAAGCUCCGCCGCCGCCUCAUGGAGCUCAUCAGCUUGGUGCAGGAGGUGGAGAGGAACGUGGAAGCAGUGCGAGGGGCCAAAGACGAGCGAGUGCGAGAGAUUCGUAAUGCAGUAGAGAUGAUGAUUGCCCGUCUCGACAACCAGCUCAAAAACAAACUCAUCACCCUCAUGGGUCAGAAGACCUCCCUCACCCAAGAGACUGAGCUACUGGAGUCUCUCCUGCAGGAGGUGGAACAUCAGCUGCGCUCCUGCAGUAAGAGCGAGUUGAUCUCCAAGAGCCCAGAGAUCCUGCUGAUGUUCCAGCAGGUUCACCGCAAGCCCAUGCAGUCCUUUGUCACCACUCCAGUCCCCCCUGACUUCACCAGUGAGCUGGUUCCUGCCUAUGACUCAAGCACUUUUGUUCUGGCCAACUUCAGCACCCUAAGACAGAGGGCAGAUCCCGUCUAUAGCCCCCCACUCCAGAUAUCUGGCAUCUGCUGGAGACUCAAGGUUUAUCCAGAUGGCAACGGUGUGGUGCGCGGCAACUAUCUGUCCGUUUUCUUGGAACUAUCUGCAGGACUCCCUGAAACGUCAAAAUAUGAGUACCGUGUGGAGAUGGUCCAUCAGGCCUCCAGCGACCCCACUAAGAACAUCAUCAGGGAGUUUGCAUCAGACUUUGAGGUGGGGGAGUGCUGGGGCUACAAUCGCUUCUUCAGACUGGACCUGUUGGCCAGCGAGGGCUACCUCAACAUGCAGACUGACACCCUGGUCCUCAGGUAUCAGGUUCGUUCACCCACCUUCUUCCAGAAGUGCAGAGACCAGUACUGGUACAUCAGCCAGCUGGAGUCAGCCCAGUCCAGCUACAUCCAGCAGAUCAACAACCUCAAAGAGAGGCUGGCCAUUGAGCUGUUCCGUAGGCAAAAGUCUCGCAGCUCUUCCCCUCCUGACCGGCGCCUGGGCACCUCUACGUCGGAGAGAGACUCCCGCUCAGGGAAAGGUCCCGUGGCUGAGGAUGGCUGCCAGACCACUGCCACUGAGACCAAAGUGGAAGAGGAGGAGGAGGAGAAGACCCAGCACGAUGACUCCAAUGAGCUGUCUGAUGGGGACUUGGAAGUGGACUGUCUGACGGGGGACGAGGAGGUGAACCCUCUGGACGGUAGCAGCACCUCGGGCAGCUCCACGGCAACGAGCAACACAGAGGAGAACGACAUCGACGAGGAGACCAUGUCUGGGGAGAAUGAUGUGGAGUUCAGUGGGAACCUGGAGAUGGAGGAGGGAGAACUGGCUGACGAUGUGGCAGGGGCAGCAGGAGGCUCUAACCAUGGGGCCAGGUGUCUGAGGCGUGGUGGAGGUCUCUCCUCCGCUGGCAGCAACAACAGUCUGCUGGAGAUUGACCCAGUCAUCCUCAUCCAGCUACUGGACCUGAAGGAACACAGCAACGUGGAGUCACUAUGGGGCCUUCAGCCCAGACCCCCUGCUUCCCUGUUGCACAGCCAAGUCCAAGUCCACUCCAGAAAGGAGCGGGGUGAGCGCCGGCCUCAGGCAGUGAGGAGGGGAGCCCCAGACUCAGGGGUCCUGAUCCGGCUCAAGGCCCAGAUGGCUGAGGUGCGCAGUAAGAUGACGGAUGUCAAGUUUCAGCUGGAGGCGCGGGGGGAGGCCAGGGUAGGACCCUCUGGCAGAGCCACAGGGGAACAGGGGCCCUCUUACCAUGCAGACUCAGACCUAGGGCCCAGCAGAAAGUCCACAGAGCUGGAUCUGAUGGGUAAAGGACCUGGGGCCUCCAGACACUGUCGCUCUGGAGGGAAGAAGGCCUUGUCUCCCAAGCAGGAGGGCAGCAGGCAGGGCCUGAGAAGAGCUACAGACGGAGUGGAGAAGGAGUCAAGAGGCCAGAGCGGUGAAGAGUUGUCCUGUGAUCAAAGUCUCUUCCCCAGGGACACCCCCAAUGGAUCAGAAGGAGCCCUGAAGCCACACAGCGUGCACAGCUCCCCUCCUUCUCUUGGCAGCUCAUCGUCAUGCUACGACAGCAAGCCCUGCAUUUCCAAACACGACCAGGAGCAGCUCUACGGGGCUGACCUGUACGCUCUGGGGGGCCUUAACGGCAUCUCCACCUCCACCAUAGCACGACCCAGGACCCAGCCCAUGGGGUCCGGCCUGCUGACGGACAGCUCUCUGGACUGUGACUUGGAGGAGACGGCUGAGGUCCGCCAGUCACUGCUCUCCCUGGCAGAGGGACCCUCUUCACGCCCUGAUGAAAGUGAGCCGUACUGCUCUAACCCCCCUCUUCCUUCACCUCGACCCUCCUCUAUGGAGGAAUGCUAUUGUGACGGCAGUCAUCUUGUCCAGAAGCAGACGGUGGUGCUGCUGCCAGGUAUGAGCAGUGACAGUGAGAUCGACUGUGACACGGAGAACGAAGAUGAGGUGGCGGCCCUGGAGGCUGGAGACUGUCGCUAUGAUGCCCAGGCACUGCCCUGUGCAGGUCAAUAUUGUUACCUGCCACACAUGGGCCCAGUUGAACUCUGACGACCUGUGCUUCACCACAGGAGAGAACACCGAGAGGUGAUUCUCCUCCAACAUGGCCUCCACAGCCGGUCUAAACAGUGGCCAUCGCCAUAUGGGCACUGGAAAGCAGUGUAUAUAACUUUAAUGUACACAAGCACUUGUGUAGACACUUGCAUGCAGUCAUUCUAGUCACCGGCAACCCCAAAUGCAAUGAGAAUGCUACAACUCACUAAGUGAGCACCUUGAUGAUGACUGCAAAAUAUGUAAAUAUAUUUGAUCACUUUUAUUAAUCUCCAUUUAUAUUUAAAUGUAAAUUGGAUUAAAUAUGAGUUAGAAUGGGGUGACGAACAAUAUAUUUGCGAGAGACAUUCUUUAGGCUAUCGUUGUGAAAAGUAAAAUAGUAACAUUUUAUCAUAUGUAACUAACCUCAUGGUUGAUGUUUGCAACGUCUAAAUACUUCGAUUGGGCUUUGGUCUGGACAUCAUGGGCUCUGGUCUGGACAUCGAUUGAGCUCUGGUCUGGACAUCGAUUGAGCUCUGGUCUGGACAUCGAUUGGGCCGUGGUCUGGACAUCGUGAGCUCUGGUCUGGACAUCGUGAGCUCUGGUCUGGACAUCGUGAGCUCUGGUGAAUUUUGAGAAUUAAGCACAGUACACCUGCUUCACAACAGAAGAGAACCUCAAUCUCUCUGCCUUUCUGGUUCAAUGAGGUGCUAUUGAUGUGUUUGUGUGGAGGAGCACAGUCAGGCAGGCAUCACACAGUGCUGUAAUGAACACACCAUUCUUGAAAACAGUCUGAACGAACGCCUUGAAGUGGACGCAUUUAGUACCUUUUAUUCCUGUUUCACCAUUGAUUUAAAACUUGUUAGGAAGUCCCUUUCUGUGCAAAUCUUAUCAUUGCAAACUACUGUAUUUUGUCUGCUACUCCCGGUAGAUUGGACUUGCUUGCCCCCCAGUAAAUCUUUCAGAACAAGAACCAGUUUUUCUGCUGUGUAGACACAUUGAAGGAUGUAUCAAUGGUACGUCCUUCUCUGGCAUGUGUAAGAGAUUGCUACCUUCUGAAUGUGUAUUGAGUAGUUUCUUAGUAGAAAAUUAGGCAUGACUCUUGCUCACCGUAGCGGAUUUUGCCUGACUUGAUGAUUCACACUGAAAUUUCUUGGUUGACAGUCUGGGCUUCAAUUGCUUUUUAACCUUGUCUCGUAAUUAAACAUCAAAGCUGAUGUACCUUAUCCGUACAUACAGGGUUCUUUCUUUCACCAGUAAGUGUUUUCUGCAGCCCUUGUCAAGUCAAGCUCUGUAACAUAGGCAAGGUGGUGGUUUUGAGUUUUCUGUGCUGCGAUCUCAACUCUUUUUCUGUAUUGUGUCCUCAACUUCUGCUCGUCUUUGAAAAAAUGGGUCCAUGCAAAUUCACACAUUUUGACUUCUAUGAAGCAGAUAUAAUUUUGUUUUUCAACUUGGUGGAUUCCUUUCUCUUUUCAAAAAAUGGAUCCAAAUGUCACAUUCCGUCAUCUUGAUUCUAGAUUAUUUAAUUUGCAUGUUUUCUGGGCAAAAUUUGACCAAGGCAAUAUUUGGAAAGUCAUUUGUUUGACAAAGACAUGUGUAAAUAAGUGUUUGUUUUGUACAAAGGCUUCCCAACAGUGAUGUGAAGUGUUCUGUUCUUUAAAGCAUGUCAUUGGAGCAAUUUUCUUUCAAUAUCCUUUUUUGCCCAUCAGAGGGUGCCAUCUCUUCCUUGUAGUUGAGCUUUGCUGUGUGACCGUGGACUAUUUUAUUUACACAGUAACAUUUUAUUAUUUUUAACCCUUGAAAAGCAAUCUGACGACCACACUAGCAUCCACAUGGACAUCAUAGCAGAAACUGUACUCUUUGUACCAUGGAGAACAAUGAACACUGGCAGACUUUCUUCAUUGAAAUGUACACCGAAGAGGUGACCCAACUGAAUUUGUAAACAUUUCUAUCUCUUGAAAGGGAGAUGUGUAAGAUGUCUCAAAGUAUACUGGUGUGCAUUGACUAAUAAGGAAAUAUGUUCUAAAUGCCUGAAUGGAGAGCUCAGUGGUUUAUAAAUAUCUUCCUUCAGCUGUAGGAUGCCUGAUGUUUACCCCCAGCUGCACAGCCUCCUAAUGUUCCAUCAUGUGUGCCUAAAACUGCAUGGCUUCAAUGGAGUUGAACAGGCAGACGGAGGGUGGACAAUAUGCUUUAAACCUCUUAUUGUGCCCUUGUAUAUACAGCUCCAGAUUCAUCCUGAUAUGGUCUAGUUGUAUCUAUUUCACUGUCAGUUCACUAUGCACAUUUCUGUUUGUGCCCAGGUUGUAGCUGUGUGUUUGUCUGAGUGGGAAAGGGCUGACUUAGGAAAGGUACUAGAAAGAGGGUGAUUUAGAUGGUUUCAAGUUUUAUGCUUUCCUUUGUGUCUACCAUGAGUGUUUAUUUUAUAUUGUCCCAGAAUGCAGUGGGAUUUUUAUUUGUUGGGUAUGUGUCAUUUUUUUGUUGUAACUAAUAGAAUAUGACAUUUAACAAAUAAAAUAUUUUAUGGUUUCUUGGAA